Molecule: messenger RNA, 1710 nt
Organism: Chenopodium quinoa (quinoa)
Lineage: Eukaryota; Viridiplantae; Streptophyta; Magnoliopsida; Caryophyllales; Amaranthaceae
Product: transcription factor bHLH160-like
Exons: 3
Coding region: 305-1285 (326 amino acids)
Biological process (GO): regulation of transcription by RNA polymerase II
Cellular component (GO): RNA polymerase II transcription regulator complex
Molecular function (GO): DNA-binding transcription factor activity, RNA polymerase II-specific; RNA polymerase II transcription regulatory region sequence-specific DNA binding; protein dimerization activity
Source: RefSeq, a predicted model, not a curated record
UCGAUUUUUAAAUUAAAGAUAAAAACAGUCAUCGUGACAUAGUUAACAGGAUGCAUAUUAAAAAUAAAGAAACUGGCCUUAAAAGUCAAAACAAUGAUGGUACCUAUUGUAUUCAAAACAAUCCGUUUCUUUUUAAGAAUAGAAGAUUCAAGAAAGAAUCAUGCUUUAUGUUAACUCACAUAGAGUUUUCUUCUUAACUAUUUAUUUAUAACACGCUAUAAAUGGUUUUGAUCCUUUUUAUUCAUCGGUCAUCCCUGACCGCGAUCAUAUAAAAGCAUCGAUUAUAUAUGUAUUAUUUACUUUUAUGUCUAACCCUCCUUUUGGAAAUCCCCUCUACAAUGAGGAAGAUGACUUCUCUUUCCCAUAUCAACCACCAAGUGAUGAUCCCAUUAAUUUUCCACCACUUAUUGAAGAUCAAAAUACUUUGCCUAAUACAUCAUCAUUACCCAUGUCAGAGUAUCAAGAUUUAAGCAUAUUUCUUGGUGAAGAUCAUUUAGAAGAUUAUACACUAAUAGAACAAUAUGGUCCCAACACACAGGACCCAAUUAAUUGGGUUAGUCCAAUUGAACAGGUUGGUCUUGAACAUGUACAGCAGGGUACAACAGCAGAGGGCUCAUCUCAGGGGCAUCAUGAGUUGCAAUACUACUGUCCCACCACGACGACAACGAUGAUGACAACGACAACGACAACGAUGAUUGAUGAUCAAACUGCUGCCCCUGCAGAUGGGGGUGUUAGAGAAGGAUCGUCUAGUAAGAAACUUGAUCACAAUGCUAAGGAAAAAGUAAGGAGGAUGAAGCUUAAUGAAACAUUUUUGGCACUUCGUUCUUUGCUCCCAGAUUCUAGAAGAGCUAAGAAGAGGUGGAGUGGACCAUAUAUAAUUGAUAGAGCCCUCGAUUAUGUCCCUCAGCUUCAAGCUGAGAUAGAGAAGCUAACACUCGAGAAGAGCAACAUGCUAUCAGUACUAGGGAAGAAGCAACAACUUGUCGUAGGUAGCAGUGAUGUUCGUGAUGCAAACAAAGAUAAAAAGACACUAACAGUCUCGAUGAAUGAAGUAAAAAGCGGUGAAGUGAUAGUACAAAUAUGUGAACAGAACAACAAAGUUGGUAUCUUGUCCACUUUGAUUGAGAAAUUAGAAGGUCAAGGCAUCCAUGUCCUAGGUGCCUCUUCACAACGUGCUUGUGAAAACAGAUCCUGCUUCCAUCUUCAUGUUCAAAUGGGAGAAAGCCCAGUUGAAGCUGAUUAUGUUGCAGUCUUACAUAAGAAGAUAAUUUCCUGGUUGUCCUAGAAUAGAGAAAGAAAUGCUUCAUUUGAAGACUGAUUUAUGAUUUACUAAUUACAAAAUUGAAGCCUGCCUCCUAUUUUUCAUAAAGGAGAAGAAUGAUGCAAUUUUUUAGAAGACAAACUACAGGACAUUUGAAAAUCGCAAGAAGAAUUACAUCCUCGUAUAUAUGUGCACGCAAUUUUUAUGCUUCAUUCAUAUACUUGUAGUUAAUUAUGAUUUCAUUAUAUGUAUACUCUGAGGGAUUGUUUCUUAUAGGCGAGAAUUUAUCAUUAGAAUAGGAUGAUUUUUCCAACAAUUAGCAGUUCUAUGGAAUAGUAUUGUAUCUUUGCUUGUAUUGUUUGCUUACUGUGAAGUUGUAGAGUAUCAAAACCUUAUGUGCACAAUUAAUUUAGAGAAAUGGUGCAAGCUGAAGAUUGUUGUUGAGUAUC